Messenger RNA from Penicillium odoratum, 573 nucleotides. RefSeq names its product autophagy-related protein 101. Gene Ontology annotation, biological process: autophagosome assembly; autophagy. Gene Ontology annotation, cellular component: phagophore assembly site. Lineage: Eukaryota; Fungi; Ascomycota; Eurotiomycetes; Eurotiales; Aspergillaceae. The record is from RefSeq and is a predicted model, not a curated record. The transcript has 4 exons. Bases 1 to 573 code for a protein of 190 amino acids.
AUGGAGCCCCGCAAAACCCCUCCAGAGUACUUCCUGGAGAUCUUCGCCGACACAACCACAGUGCGCGAUGUGCUGAAAGGCGUCCUGAACCUAAUCUUCUUCCACCGCUACUUCCCAUCUAUUCGACCCGUUACCUUUGAUGUAUUGGACUUUACAUUACCCGCGAUCAACGAUGCGGACUUGGAGACGCUGAUCGAGUCUCGUGUUAGCGCCCUUGUUCGGCAGCACCUCUCUUCCGCAGGGGGGAAGAUGGCAAAGUUGGCGCGGGUGGGGGUGCGUCGAUCGGGACUUUGGUUUGGUGGAUUGGCUGGGAAAGGGGAGGAGGAGGUAUGCUGGGAGAUAUGGACGUUGGAUGUGACGAUUGCCACGCCGCGGACGGAUUCCGAACGAGCCAAGGUUCGCAAGGCGAUGGGAAAUAUGCUUCAGAAAGCGGCGUUGAAGAUCCUGGCGGUCGUUAAUCGGGAUAAGGAUCACAUACCGCCUAUUACGACGAGUGAUUCCAAUCCAUUCCCGUACCGCAUUGUUGUUAACCCGCGGACGGACGGUUGGGGAAACCGCAUUGGGUUGUACUAG